AUGGCAGUGUUAAGUAUUCAAGUAGAUAAUAUUGAUCAAGAUGUUGAAAUUGUCGACUUAGAAGAGAAACUUGCCAAACUUCAGCACACUAUCGAUCAAUUCCAAAGUGUGAACCAUAACAAUGUAUUAAAAAAUAUUGGUGAUACACAAUAUAAAGAAGACAAUUCUAGAAUUAAGGAAGCAACUCAACAACAAACAAAUCAUGUAUUGGAUGAUUUGGAAUGGGCUCAAAGCUAUGAUAGCAUCUAUCGAGUAUUGAACAUUGAAUCGUAUAUCGAUGGUAAUAGUCUUCAGCUACCAACAAGAGAUGAUAUCCAGAUGGGAGAACGGGAACUUAAUUCAAUUCAAGCUAAAGUUGAUCAUCUUCUUCCACCUAGAAUUGAAACAUUGGAUGAAAUGAUUAGCAACUUAAUAGAUGGCGGAACAAACUUCAUACAACAACGCGAAUCCACUUCGGGAACUUCAAAAUACUCGAUCGCCAUCUCCAAUAGCAUCUUUCCGACAAGGCAAUCACCAAGUCCAACCCCCAGAAAUCAAGAUUCACUGCGUCGUCCUCCAAUUCGUCUAUUACCACACACAGUCAAUAAUUAUAUACCGAAAUCAAAUGAUCCACUUGACGUCGAAGUUGCUCGAAUAGUAAACGCUUGUCCUGUAAAGAUAAAGGUCACAUUGGUUGAAGGAGCCAAAACUUUGUCAUUGCCGAAUUCCUAG
Ambispora leptoticha is the source of this 711-nucleotide messenger RNA. The record is from the annotation of a GenBank genome assembly. NCBI's taxonomy places the organism in Eukaryota, Fungi, Glomeromycota, Glomeromycetes, Archaeosporales, Ambisporaceae.